AUGAUCGCCCACGCGUUCAUCACCCUCCUCUUCCUCCUCUCGGGCCAGUGGCUCGCCUUCCUCAUCAACGCCCCGCUCGUCGCCUACAACGUCAACAAGAUCAUGUCCAAAAACCACAUGUACGACGCGACGGAAAUCUUCCGCACGUUGUCCGCGCACAAGAAGGAGUCGUUCAUCAAGCUCGGCUUCUACCUCAUCUGCUUCUUCUACUACCUGUACCGCAUGAUUGUGGCUCUGAUUUCUGAGAGCGAUUAG
Messenger RNA from Trichosporon asahii var. asahii CBS 2479, 255 nucleotides. RefSeq names its product ER to golgi family transport-related protein. The record is from RefSeq and is a predicted model, not a curated record. The transcript has 3 exons. NCBI's taxonomy places the organism in Eukaryota, Fungi, Basidiomycota, Tremellomycetes, Trichosporonales, Trichosporonaceae. Gene Ontology annotation, biological process: endoplasmic reticulum to Golgi vesicle-mediated transport. Bases 1 to 255 code for a protein of 84 amino acids. Gene Ontology annotation, cellular component: COPII-coated ER to Golgi transport vesicle; endoplasmic reticulum membrane.